Drosophila elegans is the source of this 444-nucleotide messenger RNA. RefSeq lists its product as uncharacterized. The coding region runs from base 76 to 366 and encodes 96 amino acids. Lineage: Eukaryota; Metazoa; Arthropoda; Insecta; Diptera; Drosophilidae. The record is from RefSeq and is a predicted model, not a curated record. The transcript has 3 exons.
GCGUUAAGUGUCAUAUGGAAUUAUAAAAUUUCUUAAUAUAUUUAAACAAACCACAAGCCGAACCAAAAACAAAGAAUGGAUGUAAGGAUUGUUGAAGACGGUUUGCCACAGUCAAUAAAAAUGGUUAAGCCAGAUAAUAAGGACAAGCCUUUCAGAGCUGUUACAGCCAUAAUAAUGGUGAUACUAUUAAAUGCUUGCUUCAUUGCGGGGAUUAUACUCUUAUACCUUUACCUGAACACUGUCAACCAAGUAACCAAACAACGGAUUUUGGACUUUAUUAUUGUUGGCGGAGCCCUUGUUUCAUUUCCAAUCUUGUAUAGAAUGGGAGAUCUGUCCAAGAACAGACCUAAUUUCUACUACAUUUAAUUAGGUAUAAUUUAUGUGUAACACAACGAUUCGGCUUCAAAUUCUAAGUUUCGAUCGCUUGAAGUAUAAACUUCUAUA